Molecule: messenger RNA, 913 nt
Organism: Girardinichthys multiradiatus
Lineage: Eukaryota; Metazoa; Chordata; Actinopteri; Cyprinodontiformes; Goodeidae
Product: coxsackievirus and adenovirus receptor-like
Exons: 3
Coding region: 92-763 (223 amino acids)
Source: RefSeq, a predicted model, not a curated record
CUUAGGGCGAGCGCUCAUGCGCAGGCGCACUCACGCAGAGCUGAAUGUUUUAGAAAGAAAAGAAGAAGAAAAAGUUGGCACGUCCCAAUAAAUGGGCAUCCAGCCCCUGAACUGGGACAAGGCCUCCCCGGUCCUACAAGCAGUGAAUUUCUCUCUCUGGGAUCUCAUGGAGGCGCUAAAAGUUUCUCCAUACUGGACUGUUUUCUACCUGGCGCUUAGAUUCAUGGAGCGGACAUCUGCAGACAGCCCCGCAGAUCAGAAAAUCAUCAGCGCUAAACAUGGAGAAGAAGUCAUUCUGCCUUGUAGACCAGCUGAGAACAAAGAUGUUGUAGUUGUAAAGUGGAUCAGAACUGAUCUGGAGUCAGAUCAGUUUGUUCUUUUAUACAGAUCCAAGCAGUUUGAUCCAGAGGUUCAGUCUCCAUCCUUUAAGAACCGGGUGGAUCUGAAGGACGUGAAGAAUGGAAACGUGUCUUUGGUUCUGAAGAAAGUGACAACUGAUGAUACAGGAAUAUAUGAGUGUCGAGUUCAGAGAGGAAAUAAUCGCAGGAAGAGAUCCAUUCAGGACACUGACCCCAUCAGCAUCAUUGUUCUGAUAGUUCAACCAGGUGAGUCUGUUUGUUACUGGAUCAGAACUUCCAGCAGCUUCCUGGUUCUUGACAUGAGAGAAACAUCUCAGAUCAGAUGUUUGUGUUUUCUAAGCUCUGUUUCUCCAGGUCUGCAGCUUCUGUCUGCAUUAGAUGGACAGACACAAACACUUCAAUGAUUCAUGGUCUUCAUGUCCAACAGAACUGAGAUCUGAUGGUUCAUUUUCACCUAAAUCUACUUUCUAAACACAUCAGGCUCAAAGAAACUCUGAAAUCAUCUCAUCUGAAUUUAAAAAUACUAUUUAUUACAAUAAAAACCACAAAAAUGA